Messenger RNA from Nylanderia fulva, 2994 nucleotides. The record is from RefSeq and is a predicted model, not a curated record. NCBI's taxonomy places the organism in Eukaryota, Metazoa, Arthropoda, Insecta, Hymenoptera, Formicidae.
CGUCCACCGACCAUUGCAGUGGCGCCCGCGUACGGACGAGUCGGGAAAACGGCGUUAUUGCCAGAGUAACGGUGACCCAGCCAGUGAUUUGCCAGGAUCAUGUCGUGUCAGUGCGCGCAGAGACAUCGCCGGCCAAAUCGCUCCUACGGGCCGUGCACCGUUCACGGUUGCCGUGCGGACUCGCAGGGGUGAAAGUUUGCAGUUUGGGGGAGAAAGAGAGCUCGCAUGGACGCUACCUGAACGUCACGAUCAUCCCCCAGGAUGAUCGCAAUGUGAUCGAGGAGAACUGUCUUCUCUUCUCUUCUUGGAAAAUAGAUUUUGUUUUCUCUCUUCUCCUCGUUAUUAUAUAUUUAUCAAUCUUUCAAGUACUCUGUGAGAAUUUCGAGUGAUCGUGUCGAGGAAAAUGUGACACACGUGGGGAGAAAAAAAAUAUACGAGUAUCCCUAAAGUCUAGAAUAAGAAAUGCUCUCUCAUGUUGGGAAAAAGAAAGGAAAUUUCCAAGAUAAAAUAUAAAUAAUUUGGUGCAUGGGAAAAGAAGUUUUUCUUAGGAAAGAAGAAAGUUCGGCAAAAGUCGAGCCGAAUCGAAGUUUCACUGUAUCUUAGAGACAGAGAAAGAGAGCUAUUAUUAAACAAAUUAUUCGCUAUGAACGCGAAACGCGCCGCGUCAUCCUGUCAUCGUGGGGUGACAAUGAUUGCUCAGGAAUAGAUCGAGAUUUCGCGUUUGGAUGGCUUGCAAACGAAAGCGAAAAAAGCUCGAGAUACGACGUGUCUGAGGAAACGAGGUCUCCGAAACCCUGUGCCACUGCGCCAUUCAGGAUGGCGUAGCGGCACAAGCUCGAAUAUAUAGAGACCCAAAGCAUUUUAACGAGAGUGAAAAUAGUCAUGCGGUAGCAUGGACUAAACGAGGAGCGCUUUAGAGUCUCGAUUAGCCCGAUCAAUUUCGGCGCUUUUCCCCCGGAAUUGGGCGAAGGCAGAUUAAACACCAUCCUGAACAACAGCCCUGGCAUCCAUGGUGGUGAUUCCCGGCGAUGAUCGGGUACAAUCAACACAAUUCCGGCUACAACAAGCUAUUCACCCAGGGCUCGGCGGACUCGAACUACUCGCAGCCGAGCUCGGAUCUCUCGCUGGACGAGGAGAAGGAAACCAUACGACGCGAGAAGGAGAGGCAGGCCCUCAAUCAGCUCGAAAAAGCCAGAUCGAAGCCGGUAGCGUUUGCAGUGCGGACCAACGUCAGCUAUGAUGGAUCCGUCGACGAUGAUUCACCCGUCCACGGCUCCGCCGUCAGCUUUGACGUCCGUGACUUUCUUCACAUCAAGGAGAAGUACGACAACAACUGGUGGAUUGGCAGGCUCGUGAAAGAGAACUGCGACGUGGGUUUCAUCCCGUCGCCGGUGAAGCUGGAGGCCUUAAGGUUACAGGCGAGCGCCGCGCGUGGCACGAAAGGCCUGUACUCGACGCGAGGAGGGUCUUCAGGGAACCUUGGCGAGAGUGGUAUGCCCUCACGUGGUUCCACACCACCUACGCCAGGUGACGACAGCGACAGCGUCGGGAACGUACGACCCGGCAAGGCGACCCUGACGACCCCACCCGCUAAGGAGAAGCGGAAGAACUUCUUCAAGAAGCCGUCCUACGAAACGACGACCCCCUACGACGUGGUACCAUCCAUGAGGCCCGUGGUACUGGUCGGGCCGUCGCUCAAGGGUUACCAAGUGACAGAUAUGAUGCAGAAGGCACUCUUCGAUUUCCUCAAACAUCGCUUCGAAGGCAGAAUUAUUAUUACGAGGGUAAUGGCAGAUAUUUCGUUAGCGAAAAGAUCCUUGCUGAACAAUCCAACUAAACGAGCAAUCAUGGAACGAUCGACCAGCAGGAGCAGCUGUUUAGCGGAAGUUCAGCAAGAGAUCGAGAGGAUCUUCGAACUGGCUAGAACUCUGCAGUUAGUCGUUUUGGACUGCGAUACCAUAAAUCACCCAUCGCAGUUGGCGAAGACCAGCCUGGCGCCCACGAUUGUCUACUUGAAGAUCUCUUCGCCGAAAGUUCUGCAGAGGCUGAUUAAGACCCGAGGGAAGUCGCAGAUACGUCACCUCAAUGUGCAGAUGGUGGCCGCGGAAAAACUGGCGCAAUGUCCGCCAGAGAUGUUCGACGUCAUCCUAGAUGAAAAUCAAUUGGAGGAGGCGUGCGAACACGUGGCCGAGUAUCUGGAAGCAUAUUGGAGGGCGACGCAUCCGCCGGAUUUUACCUCGGUGCCACGCGCCGUGCCUGCACCUGAUGCACCGACAGACACAUAUUCGCAACGCGUGCCAUCAGGUGCCCCUCAUGAGCCUUAUUAUCAACGAAGAGGAGCCAGUUACGGUGCCGGUGACGUCAGCGGCGGGACAAGAAGAUCGCGGCUGGAGCGGAUGGAUCGCGAUCGGGGCGAUCGCAUGGAUCACGAUUACGGCGAGGAGGAGCACGGCGUCGAUUACGGUAGUGCCUCGAGACGUCGCCAGCAGCAGGACUCGCGCGCUCUUAAUGCUAUUUAGGAGCUGGGGCCCCGGGGCCUGUCGCUACAGCGCUGUCCCCAUCUGCGCACCACCGCCCUAUAGUAGCGGGCUCGCCUUCUUCCGGUAAACGCUACCGAGACGCUAGGAAGUGCGCUACCUCGCGAUAAGAUCGCUGCGCUCUGUUAGUGGGGCUGUUUUCUGUCGCGCUAAGGAAAAAAGGGGGAUGAAAGGGGGAGGGAGAAAAAUAGGAAUAAUUGUAAACGCGCCACCGACCGAGUUUUGAAAGACGCUGUACCAUAUAUCGAUCUCGUUUGACCGUCGACGAUUUAUCUUCGCGUACCUGUUCACAAUCUAGGGAAACCUCGCCAUCAGUCGCCAGCAGCGUGCACGCUAUAUAUGAUCUCCCGGAAGACGCUUGAACUUUUUGUAUUUCGCGCUGCAAAAGAAAGUACAUGCUGUUAAGGUCUGUUUUAUCGACCAUAUAGGAAAAUAUUAUUUUUAUUUAACUCUUUGU